Molecule: messenger RNA, 1082 nt
Organism: Thalassophryne amazonica
Lineage: Eukaryota; Metazoa; Chordata; Actinopteri; Batrachoidiformes; Batrachoididae
Gene: tmem74b
Product: transmembrane protein 74B
Exons: 5
Coding region: 128-967 (279 amino acids)
Source: RefSeq, a predicted model, not a curated record
AUCAUGUCGGUGGUCGCGCGCUGAUUCCCGCCUGUCCGCGGCAGCAUCAGGACCAGGACCCGGACCAGAAGAAAGAUAAUGACGAGUGGCGGCAUGGUGAAGGCAUGAGCGUAUUUGCCAGACAUCGAUGGAGUCUUCUUUCAACUCAGUAGAGCUGCGAGAGCUGAAGGGCGCAGGAGGCACGUACGAAAUCUCCGUGACACCAGAGUCAGCGCGUCAGACGGUGAAGGCAUUGGGCGAUGCUUCACAUGGUUUCGAGAAUGCCUCCUACCAGCAGGAUGAGGAGCAAAACCACCAGCAGGGGGCGAGCGUGCAGGCGUGCUGUCCCCCAUCAACUCCAGCCAACACCAAGGAAGACCAGCAGCAGCACUCUCCACACUCCUUCAAUGAGGAGGAAGUAGUUGGAGGGCAGGAGGAUGGCCAAGACUUCACUGAGAUCCACCAUCCAGAGGACCAUUCUGCAGACUAUGGCUUCAUCUUCGCCUUGGUGUUCCUGGUGAGCGGGAUUGUUCUGGUGGUCAUCGCCUAUACCAUCCCCCGAGAGGCCAAAGUCGACCCAGACACCGUGUCUGCUCGCCAGAUGGAGAAGUUGGAGAUGUACUAUGCCCAGCUGGGCUCCCACCUAGACAAGUGCAUCAUCGCCGGCUUGGGCCUUCUGACUCUGGGGGGUAUGUUCCUCUCCAUGCUGCUCAUGGUGUCCAUCUGCCGUGGAGAGAUGUACCGACGCCGGACAGCGUUCGUUCGGCCCAAAAGGACUUACGGCUCCAUCAACCUAAGGAUGAAGCAGCUGGCAAGCGGCGAGGCAGGAGGAGGUGAGGGUGGGGAUGGAGGUGUGGAGUUUUUGGUGGAACAUACAGAGACAAGAAACAACAUACAAGCGGGGCCGAGCAAAUCAGAACCAGGGACAAGUAGGGGCCCACCAACUGUUGCAUUUAAACUGAUGGUGCAGGUCACCCACUGGAGAUGAAGCACAUCUUGACCACAGGGCUGUCGGCUGGAGAGACCCAGCACUCCUCCAUCAUCUGCAGAUGAACUUAAACUCCUUCUCAAGGCAUAUUUACUUUAAUGCAUCAUAAGGGAUG